UUUAAAUCUCUCUCAUCGACAUUCCAACCUAUACUUUGUCGUUAAAUAUUUAUCACAGGAAACAAAAUAUAAUGAGAUCAUAGAUAUAAAGUACACCAGUAAUAUGCUUAUCAUCAAUAUUAAGCUUCAUUUCCAAAAAUAAAAAAAAAAUCUUUUAGAGAUGGCAAUGUCUGCAGAAGAAGAAAUACCGGCGAUGGCCCAACACUAUUUGGUUUGUGGCACUGAAGACUGUAAGAGGAAUUGUCAGUUCUAUUGCAAUCCUUGUCACCAAAGAUUGUGUGAAAGAUGCAGAGAUGAACAUCAGAAGAGUCCAGAUACCAAGGACCAUGAAGUGGUUCCUUACAAACAACGCAAACCACAACUUCCAGAGGAGAAAUGCAAUCUCCAUCCAAAACGAAAUGUAGAAAUUCUUUGUAAGGAAUGCAAUGUCCCUCUUUGCGCUAAGUGUAUCUUCAUGAAAGAGCACACUGGUCAUCAACUUGACGAUCUGGAAGAAAAAUACGCGGAAAAGGUCGCAUUUUGCAGAUCCGAAAUCUCCAAAAUCCAGGAGUAUUACCUCUCAACAUCACAAGGUUUAAAAAAAGAGAUAAAAGAAGAUGUCAUGGAAAUAAAGAAGACUAUGGACGAGAUAAGAAAUUCCAUAAAGGCUGAAGCGCAGUCUCUGAAAGAGCUUGUGGAUAGGGUCACAUCAGACAAAUUGGAACAAGCAAAUAUAAUGGAAGAAUCACUUCUCAAGACACUAAAAUCGCAGGAAAAAACUUAUGAGGACUACACUGAUUAUCUUGAAAAACUUCUAAAGGAGUUUCACAGCUACAAAUCCAUAACCAAUUUCAGAGUUUUAUUUUCUGAUGAUUUUGAAAAUUUAAAAAUCCAAUCUAUACCAGAGACAGCACAACCAGUUUUACCAGUGUUUACUGCCGGUCAUUUAUACAAAGACGAUGUUUCUAAGUUGCUUGGUAGCGUAAAUUUUCCGAACACCAAACCUGAUAAUAGAAGAAUAAAACCCAUGGAGAAUGCCUCAACACAGUUAAAACUUACAGGGAAACAGACGAGACGAGACGUAGAAAAAUCAGACGUGAAACAAACACUGUCUCUGUCUUCCUCUGUCACCAAGGUCAGGGAGUACACAGUACCAGGUGUUGACAAUGUACAUCAUAUAUCACUAGGUAAAUCAGGCAGACUCUGGGCCAGUGAUGAUGUCGGUAACCUUGUCAAAACAGAUUUACAGGGGAAUCAGCUACAGAAGAUACAAACCAGUGGUGGAGAUGAAGGCUACCACACAGUCACACAGGACGGGGACCUGCUCUAUACAGACAGAGAGUACAAAGUCAUUAAUAGGAUAAAACAAGAUAAUACGAUCACUGAAUUUAUUAAAACAGGGGACUGGAAACCACUCAGCAUACACUCCUCUCACAUCAACGGGGACAUACUGGUGGGGAUGAUAAAGGAUGGAGAGGCUAAAGUCACCAGGUACAACAAGACAGGAGAAGAAAUACAGAACAUACAGAGGGACAACAGAGGACAGGGACUGUAUAAUUAUCCACACUACAUCACAGAAAACAUCAAUGGUGAUAUCUGUACAUCAGACUUUAACAAGGAAGCUGUAGUGGUAGUAAAUAAAUCAGGACAACACAGAUUUUACUACACAGGUCAAGGGUCAAAGUUUUACCCCUAUGGUAUCUGUACUGAUCUCCUUGGUCACAUCAUUGUCUGUAACGGUUAUGCUGGCAAUAAUUCACUUGACAUCAUUGAUCAGGACGGUCGUUUCUUGUCUCUACUACUCACACCACAACAAGGGAUACAUCCCCGUGGUGUAUGUGUCGAUGACGAGAACAAUCUCCAUGUGGAACAAUAUAUCACCAACACAGUGACAGUGUACAAGUAUCUACAGUAAAUCUUCAACGUAAAGAUUUAUGUCAGCCGUCAUUCAACAGCAUUUGUAUAUAAGACAUUUAUUUUGUCUUCGAUCUGAAUCAUUGGGAAUGUUUUAUCAACAUGCGUGUAGUAAAAUGCAUUUGCUAUAACACUAAAUAAACUGAAAACAAGAAAACUACCACCAAUGUUCAUGAAUACGCCUGCCAUGGCGUGAAUUUUUGUAUAUUUUUAAAGUACAUUCAUGCGGGAUAUGAAGGUAGCGACAUUGCAGGAAAAAUACAUAACCCGCGUUAGCGGCCGGUUAUGUAAAUUUUUCCUGCAAUGAUUGCUACCUUCAUAACCCGCAUGAAUCAUCAAAGAAAGCAUUUUAUUAUUUAUAUUUUAAACAUCUUUCUUUUAACUUAUUACUAAAUUGAUUAUGAAAAGUUAGUAAAAUUCACUAAAUUACUAUUAACGUACAUAUAUAAGUAAGUAAGCUAAAAGAAACAGCCAAAUCGUCUCCUGUGAAACUUUGAGUCUGGCAUCAUCAUGAUCAUUUCGUCCAGUCCGUGAUUUUACUUUGGUCGCUGUAAGUUCAAACCAAUCGAUGAACAGGGCGUGUCAAUUUCAGUCCCGUCACUUUCAGCCGCUGUAGAUUUCGACCAAUCGAUAAAUGGGGCGUGUAGAUUUCAGUCUGGCUGUUUCUAUACAGCAACUUUCCGUAAGAAACAGAGGAAAUUAUACUUGGUAGUUGUAAAUAUCGUACAGUGAGUCUUCCUCGCUCGUCGUCCGAGUGUUUGAAC
Molecule: messenger RNA, 2657 nt
Organism: Magallana angulata
Lineage: Eukaryota; Metazoa; Mollusca; Bivalvia; Ostreida; Ostreidae
Product: protein PML-like
Exons: 2
Coding region: 161-1894 (577 amino acids)
Molecular function (GO): zinc ion binding
Source: RefSeq, a predicted model, not a curated record